Messenger RNA from Funneliformis caledonium, 1143 nucleotides. NCBI's taxonomy places the organism in Eukaryota, Fungi, Glomeromycota, Glomeromycetes, Glomerales, Glomeraceae. The record is from the annotation of a GenBank genome assembly.
AUGGCUUAUAAUAAUCAUCAUCAUCAAAACCAAUAUUACAAUAACCCAUCAAGUCCAACCAGUUCGACCAGUCCAGCCAAUCAUAAAGUACCAGAAUUAAAUCAAAGACAUUUAACGGAGAUAGAUAAUGGAAAUUAUUCAACAGGAUCAUUAGGUGGAGUUACCGCAGUUGGGACACCUCGUGUUAAUCCUACCAGAAAUGCUGAUGAUGCCGCUUCAAUAAAUUCAUCACUUUCCAAUCAUGAUCAAUCGGCAACAAAAAAUGCAACGGACGCUACGUACACAAAUAGAGAAAGUAAAUCGAGACUUACUUCCACUCCGUUAGUGGAUAGGGAGACAUACAAUAUGGGUAGUACGGGAGAUCAAAAUUAUCAUGGACAGAAUCAGAAUAACGGUACUAUUUCCCAAUACAAUAAUUAUCAUCGUCAAGAUGAUCAAAAUUAUGAUGAAGAAGCAACCCGUCAUAAUACCCUUACUGGAUACCCAAACCAUUAUGAAAAUGAAUAUACUGAUAGAGAUUUCCCCGGUGGUGGUAAAAAUGCACGUCAAUCUUUGACUGCCAGUGACUUUGCUAGACCUGAGAAAAAACGAAAAAGUGGAUGUUGUUCUUGGUCAAUUUGUUGCUUAUUUACUAUAUUGAUCUUAAUUGGUUUGGGCAUUACUGCAUUUUUUGUUUGGCCUCGCAAACCUAAUGUUGAUGUUAAAGAAGCUGUACCUGUAACACAACCAACGCUCAGUACAAAUCCUCCUUACAUUGAUAUGAGCUUUAAUAUAAUUGUUGAAAUUGAUAAUUAUGCAAAUUGGGUUCCAUAUAAAUUCAAUAAAAUUGAUGUUGCGGUAUUUGAUAGAGCGGCUAACAACGAUAAAUCUAUUGCUACUGGUUCCAAACCUGAUUACACUUUACAACCAAAGUCUGUUAAUACAUUAGAAUUUCCACUCACAGUUAAUUAUAAAGCUGAUGAUGUUAAUGAUCCUGUUAUAAUGGAUUUUGUUGCCGCUUGUAUUCCUGAUUCUGAACCGAAUGCUCCUCCUUUGAGACUUAGAGUUGACGUUGAAUUAUUUAUCUGGGGCAUUGAUUGGAUUUACAAACCAAAAAUUUCUGUUCCUAUACCUGACGUUAAAUGUCCUGAAACUAAUUUUUAA